AAAAUCGGAACCGCAUCAAGAAUUCGCUUUGUCAUUUACUUAUUUUCGCCUCAUAGCUCGUAAACAGUUUUUGGAGUAGUUUAAUUUCACAGGAAAAUUGUAAUUUGUUGAAUACAAACUUAAUACUUCCGUUGGUGACUAUUUUGAUAAACAUCUUUCUAUCAUGGAAUGCUCAAAUGACUGGAGAACCGCUCCCCACAGCACCGGUACCACAAUAAUGGCCGUGGAAUUCGACGGCGGAGUUGUCAUCGGUGCGGAUUCACGUACCAGUACUGGUACUUACGUAGCAAAUCGCGUUACAGACAAAUUGACCAAGCUUACUGACAACAUCUAUUGUUGCCGUUCCGGAUCUGCAGCUGAUACGCAAGCAAUUGCUGACAUUGUGGCAUAUUCGCUGUAUUAUCAUGAAAAUCAAACAGGAGAACAGUCUUUGGUGUCGGAUGCCGCCAGUGAGUUCCGUCAGUAUUGCUACAAUUACCGGGAUUCACUUUCUGCUGGAAUUAUAGUAGCUGGAUGGGAUAAAAAAUUCGGUGGUCAGGUUUAUUCUGUUCCGUUAGGAGGAAUGCAAAUUCGUCAAAGUGUUACCAUCGGCGGCUCGGGAAGCUCAUACAUCUAUGGCUUUGUUAAAGAACACUACCGAGAGGGAAUGCCGAAGGACGAAUGUGUUGAAUUUGUCAAAAAAUCUGUUUUUCACGCAAUGUACCAUGAUGGCAGUUCGGGAGGAGUUUGUCGUAUAGGAGUCAUUACUAAAGACGGUGUGGAGCGUCAAGUUUUCUUUGCUCCUCGUGAUUAUGAGAACGUCGACGCGAUUAAAGCCGGACCCUCAGUUGCAUUAAAAGCUUAAGAUCAUCAACGAACGUAUGAAUAAGAUUAAUUUCUGAUUUAUUAAAAAGGGUUGAGAAAAAACAAACGAA
Molecule: messenger RNA, 914 nt
Organism: Malaya genurostris
Lineage: Eukaryota; Metazoa; Arthropoda; Insecta; Diptera; Culicidae
Gene: Prosbeta1
Product: proteasome subunit beta type-6
Exons: 3
Coding region: 164-844 (226 amino acids)
Cellular component (GO): proteasome core complex
Molecular function (GO): threonine-type endopeptidase activity
Source: RefSeq, a predicted model, not a curated record